AAAAAUGGCAAAAAAAUCCAUAAAUUGCUCAAAUUGACUCUCUCUCUCUCUCUCUCAUUUCUUCAUUCAUCUUUUUUUUAAAACCCAAAAAAGCUUUAUAUGUUGUUCUUCACCAAUCAGUAAUCACUCUACUCACUACUCUCUCUUCUGUCCCUUUCCUUUUACGGGGAAGCAUGCAAUCAAAGUCCAAAAGUGCAAUCUGCCGGGAAGCCAGAACUUUUAAUGUUCCGAAUUCCAUUGUAUAUUCUGAACCUUGGUGGAAUACUGCUGGCUAUAAUCCUGUUUCUCUGGGAUUGAUGCGGGAAUGUGCAUCAGAUUCGUCAUCACGGGAACAAUCUGUGGAUGGCCGAUCACAAUCUGAUGGUGGAGCCAAGGAGGAAGAUGAUGAUGCUCCUGAAAACUCACAAAGUACCAUACCUAUGCAUUCAGAUGGGGAAAGGAGUUAUCCGCAAGUUGAUCAAAAUUUACAGCCAAUUGCAUCAACCAUACCUCCAAAGGGUGAUGGGAUCCAAAUACAUCCCGGACAGCUUGAACCUGUUAUGCACUCAAUAGCUUGUGCUCCAAAUCUAUAUGCUGACCUGUACUACGGGGGGAUGAUGACACCUUUUGGUCAGCCUAUGGUAUGCAUGUGGUUUGAAUUCUGAAGUCAACGUCCAUUUUUUUAGUAUUUUCCUCUGUACACUUGUCUAAAUAAUUAAGAGGACUGCGUGCACCCCACCCUCCCCAGACCCCACUUGUGGGAUCACACUGGGUAUGUUGUUGUUGUAGAGGACAAUUUACUUUUCUGCCAAUUUUAACUAUGAUGCCUCUGGACUGCUCAAGUGUAUUAUGUCCUUAUGGAUAUCAAACAUAGAAAUCAAUCGCAAAAAAUAGAAAUAAAAAAGAUAUCGAAACAUGAUAUCUGCUUCUAUGUGGUUGUACAAUGUGUCUUUUGGAAACUACUAAAGCAUACUCUUUACUCUUUCCGUUGAAGUAAAAGAUU
Molecule: messenger RNA, 982 nt
Organism: Nicotiana tabacum (common tobacco)
Lineage: Eukaryota; Viridiplantae; Streptophyta; Magnoliopsida; Solanales; Solanaceae
Source: RefSeq, a predicted model, not a curated record